AUGUCCGCUAGCCAAGCCCGAAGCGGGGGUGCCCAUCGGAUAGAGCUCUGCGCCAACUUAGCUCAGGGCGGGGUGACGCCUUCAGCCGGGGACAUCGAAGGAGCCCUGCUGGCUGUGAGAGGUUCUCGCACGAGAGUCCACGUGCUCAUCCGACCACGCCCAGGAGACUUCGUGUAUUCCGUCCUCGAGAAGCAGGUCAUGGAGAAGGACGUCUCAGCGGCGGUCAAGGCUGGGGCGCACGGAGUUGUCAUCGGGGUAGGCGUUACUUAUCGUUUGCUCGGGAAUACUGUCGCGGCAAAUGCUGGCUGUGUAGCGGUGUGCCCACCUCUCUGCGCGACACCACGUCCUUGGAAACAAAUCUGCGUACGUGAUGCACGGGGGGGAUUUCUUUGUACAAAUAUUUCGCCUCCCACGAGCCAAGAAGCGGGUUCUAGUAUUGCUCGCUUUGGCGUUGAACUCGUCCAUGAGUCCUGA
Molecule: messenger RNA, 474 nt
Organism: Ectocarpus siliculosus
Lineage: Eukaryota; Phaeophyceae; Ectocarpales; Ectocarpaceae
Source: the annotation of a GenBank genome assembly